CGCGGGCAGCGCUCUCAAGUCGGAGCUGAUCCUGGAUCCUGUGGUAUUUCUGUACUGCAGAGAUGAGCUCUGUGGCGACAGACAAGGUUGCAGGAAAGCUGAGCUCUACUCUCUCAUGGGUGAAGAACACUGUGUCACACACCGUCAGUCAAAUGGCCAGUCAGGUGGCAAGUCCAUCUGCCUCCUUACACACAACAUCCCCCUCCACCACUCUGUCCACACCCGCCCUGUCGCCAUCCUCACCAACACAGCUGAGCCCAGACGACUUAGAACUACUCGCAAAACUUGAGGAACAGAACAGACUCUUGGAAACCGAUAGCAAAUCCUUACGAUCAGUAAAUGGGUCAAGAAGAAACAGUGGGUCGUCUCUUGUGUCUAGUUCAUCAGCUUCCAGCAAUCUCAGCCACCUUGAAGAAGACUCAUGGAUCCUGUGGGGGAGGAUUGUGAAUGAAUGGGAAGAUGUACGGAAAAAGAAAGAAAAGCAAGUUAAGGAGCUGGUUCGAAAAGGGAUACCUCAUCACUUCAGAGCAAUUGUUUGGCAACUUUUAUGCAGUGCUCAAAGCAUGCCAAUUAAGGAUCAGUAUUCAGAGCUUUUGAAAAUGACAUCUCCUUGUGAAAAAUUAAUAAGAAGGGACAUUGCUAGGACAUACCCUGAACAUGAUUUUUUCAAAGAAAAAGAUAGCCUUGGGCAGGAGGUCUUGUUCAAUGUAAUGAAGGCUUAUUCUUUGGUGGAUCGUGAGGUUGGAUACUGUCAAGGAAGCGCUUUUAUAGUUGGAUUACUGCUUAUGCAGAUGCCAGAAGAAGAGGCGUUCUGUGUGUUUGUUAAAUUAAUGCAAGAUUACAGACUACGAGAACUCUUUAAACCAAGCAUGGCUGAACUGGGCCUUUGUAUGUACCAGUUUGAAUGCAUGAUACAGGAGCAUCUUCCAGAGCUUUAUGUGCACUUUCAGUCUCAGAGUUUUCACACUUCUAUGUAUGCAUCAUCGUGGUUUCUAACUAUAUUCCUUACAACUUUUCCACUACCAAUUGCAACGAGAAUAUUUGAUAUCUUUAUGUCUGAGGGUUUAGAAAUAGUAUUUCGAGUAGGUUUAGCACUACUUCAGAUGAACCAGGCAGAGUUACUGCAACUUGACAUGGAAGGAAUGUUACAGCACUUUCAAAAGGUCAUUCCACAUCAGUUUGACAGUGGUCCAGACAAAUUAAUCCAAGCAUCUUACCAAGUCAAAUACAAUGCAAAAAAGAUGAAAAAGUUAGAAAAGGAAUACACUACAAUAAAGACAAAAGAAAUGGAGGAACAAGUUGAAAUUAAAAGGUUACGAACUGAAAAUAGACUCCUAAAGCAGCGCAUUGAAACACUAGAAAAAGAAAGUGCUUCCUUGGCAGAUAGAUUGAUACAGGGACAAGUGACAAGGGCCCAGGAGGCUGAGGAAAACUACCUCAUAAAACGGGAGCUGGCCACCAUCAAACAGCAGAGUGAUGAGGCCAUUACUAAACUGGAGCAAGCUGAGAAUACCAUCAGGGAGCUCCAACAACAGCAACAAUGGCAUAAAUGCAGUUCACGAUACAGUGAAGACUUUGUGCUACAGCUGGAAAAAGAGCUGGUCCAAGCCAGGCUGAGUGAAGCAGAAUCGCAAUGUGCCCUGAAGGAGAUGCAAGAUAAAGUUCUAGAGAUGGAAAAGAGGAACAGCUCCCUCCCUGAUGAGGAAAAUGUUGCCAGACUACAAGAAGAAUUAAUUGCAGUAAAAUUAAGAGAAGCAGAAGCUUCGAUGGGUCUCAAAGAACUAAGGCAGCAAGUCAAAGAUUUGGAGGAACACUGGCAGCGUCAUCUAGCUCGAACCACUGGAAGAUGGAAAGAUCCUCCCAAAAAAAAUGCAGUGAAUGAACUACAGGAUGAGCUGAUGACAGUCCGGUUGAGAGAAGCAGAAACUCAAGCUGAACUGAAAGAGACCAAACAAAGAAUGAUGGAGAUGGAAACACAGAAUCAGAUCAAUAGUAAUCAUUUACGAAGGGCAGAGCAAGAGGUUACCAACCUACAGGAGAAGGUGCAGUAUCUUUCUGCACAGAACAAAGGACUUCUGGCUCAGUUGAAUGAAGCAAAACGUAGACAAGCAGAGAUUGAAUGCAAGAGCAAAGAAGAAGUGAUGGCAGUUCGGCUCCGGGAGGCAGACCGCAUUGCAGCUGUGGCAGAACUCCAGCAGCAUAUUGCUGAAUUAGAAAUCCAGAAAGAAGAAGGAAAAAUUCAAGGGCAGCUUAAUAAAUCUGAUUCUAACCAGUACAUCAGAGAACUGAAAGAUCAGAUAGCUGAGCUGCAUCAUGAGUCCCAACAGGCUACAGCUUCUGUGGAGCAACUUUUUGUUACUCUUGCCAGUAAGUACGGCAGCUUGGUUGCCCUGUCUUUGGCACAGGAGAAACAAGGUCUAGUGAGCACUAUAUUCUGUCACUUGACUUUCCAGUUCCUGUGUUUUGAUCAACGUGACAUAAAUGACAUGAGUAUACAGACACUGCACGAUUCAUACUGUGGUUAUAUAUUCUCAGGCUGCACAAGGAGUGGUAAUACUUCACAGAAGUUGCCUUUGAUUAGACACCAAAAUGAUAAGUGAAAGCAACUUUUGUGGUACAUUUUUACUGUUCAAGAACAUAUCCCACUCAGUAGGCAGUACUGAAGUAAAGCUGUUAUCCUAUGUGGAAAUGAAUACACUGGAAGUUUUGGACUGUUACGAGUUUCCACUAAGUAAAUUUAAAAGUUUAAGAAAAAGUAAGAUGAAUCUCGAACAAGUUGUUACUCUUUUCAACACAAAUCACAUACUGAGGAAACAAGGAGAGGGUGUUCGUAGUUUUCCACUUUUUCCUUUUAAUUCAAACUGAAUGGAAUUAAAUGAUUUAUAAACUGCUGAAGUUCUGCAUUUCAUGCACUACCCCUCUGUACGUGCAAUCACUUUAUAUAUAUUACCCAGCAGCUGGCUCUGCUUCCUGUUGGAUGUUGCAAGGCUUGCAUGUGUUACCUAGAUUACAGGAGUGGUACAAAAGAUUAGAAUUGACGUGCUUACCCACAAACUACACUGGCAGACCACAAGACACCUUUGGAGACAAAAGCAAGUGGUUUCCAGUCUUUCAGACUUUGUGAUUUAGGACUGAAGUGCUUAAGUUGUUUCACAUGAAACUUUACAAAGUUUGUCAUAUUGUUAGCUGAUUUUUGUGUCUCUUAGAAUCUUUUAAUGAGUUUGUUUUGCUCCUAAAUUGCAUUUUCUUAUUUAUACUACUACAGUAUUUCAAAUGGGGAUUUGUUUUAAGCUUAUGACGGAUUUCAUAUUAAAGGCUAAAUUCUGCCUAACACUGAGGUCCACAAAAGCCUUUCAGUGCAUUUUUCCAUGAAGCUAUGAUUCAUCUGUGUAUUGGGUAUCUGUGUUAGAGGACAGCUUUAUGAAGAGAAACAACACUUCCUUCACUUAGCAUAUUUUUCCUUAGGAAGCAGAAAUAUAGAUGUUCAAAACAGCCUGUUUUUCAAUUAUACUAUGGCAUCUGUGCAUCUGCAGGGACUAUUCCACCUCCCACCCCUCCCCAUGAAUUUAGAGAGCUAAUUGCUGGAGUUUGGGAAGAACAUUCUGGGAAACUUCAUAUUUUGCCUUUUUUCUGCAGGCAUCUGCCAUUGACCACUGUCAGAGACAGAAUACAGAGCUAGUUUUCUCCUAGCUGUUUCUCUGUAUUGAGAUAUGCUCUCGACAGCUAAUUGUAAUAUUUUGAGAGGAAGCAAGGAUGAGAUUUUCUAAUGUGCAAAUCUUAUGCAUGUGUUUGGUAUUUGAAUGAAAACCAAAAUCCUGAUGGUAGUGUGGCACGCUGUUCCAACAGUUAGAAAACUGUCUGCAAACUAGCCCAGUUAACAAUAUUUCAGCUUGGCUGAUGGAAAAGAAUAACAUGGCGAAUUACCUGGGGCAUUAUUAUUCUGCCAAAAUAAUUUCUGAGGCAUUUAAAAGGCUUUUCACUUAAAGUACCUUUAAGUGAAAUUCUAGUGAUUAAAUUCUUGCAUAUUGACAAUGCAGAAAAGGGGGAUUUUUUUAAAGGUAUUUCCCAUUUCAGUAUCUGAAAACUUGAUGGCUAUUCAAAGAAGUAAUGACCAUUAGCUUACUACUCUUCCAUUCCCACAUACAUAGAGUUUAUCUAGGAAUGGAUGAUAUAGUAUGUUUUAAGAACCUAAUGCAGUCAGCAAGAUUCUGAUAUAGGUGUUAUCUCAUGGUCUGAUCAUGCUCCUGGUGAGCUAACAUUUUAAGAUUGGCUUAAUGAAAAAAGAUAUAAAAGUUGGAGAUUAAAUACUGUGCUUUUAAAAGAUUUUGCUUGUGUAAAUAAAAUUCAAAACACUUUAAGUAAUGACUUUGAGGAUAAAUAAUGCAUAAGUUGUGACCAAAGGAGUAACUGGUAAUAUGGCUGAAUUAAGGAUACAUCUUGCAACCUGCAUUAGCUUUCUAGGCUUUUUCACUGCUGAAACUAAAAUGGAGAAGGGAAAGUAAACUGUAGCUCAUCAGUGUGAAGGAUUAAAAAAAACACCUAUAUGGGCCACGCAAUAAAAUACCUAAAUAAAAUUCAAUGCACUACAGUACCAGGAUGAAAGAAUAAACCACAUUAACAGUUCCUUUAAUCCUAAAUAUCAUAAAUAUAUAUGGUAGGUAAGCUGUGUUUAAAAGCUGUCAUAUUAUGUCCUCUUUUUAUUAUUAGCUAAUAACCUUAUAUCACUGUGGGACAGCGAGUGGUUCUGGUCCCUGGCACAGGGAACCCUCGGUCCAAGCUGUCCAUUAGGAGUUGAGGGAAUAUCUUUACAAGCAGCUAAAUGAUGACUCCACAUCAGUCAUAGAUGAGCACAAAGUUGUGAUGCUCUUGUGACCCACUGGAAUAGCACCAGAUGGGUUGUCCACUUCCAGCAGCAUUCCUAGCUCCUAUUUCUCUCACAAUCACAGCAUCUGAGCUUGAAGAUGGGAUACCAGCGGGAAGCAUUAUUUCUUUCCUCUAUUAAUUUUAUUAUUUGGAUUCCUUUCAGUCAAAUUCAGUGCUUCCCAAAUCAAAUGUUCUCUUAUCUGAUGCACCACUGGACUGCAUUCAAAAGCAGAGUAAAUAACUUGGAGUAAAUAACAUACCUUAGAAUAAUGGGGAUAUGAGGAUUAACUGGGGAAAGUGAAUUCUAGUUGCAGUUCAGCCUACUAGAAUUUUUUUCAAAUUCUCUGGAGACAGAGGGUGAUGGACAGUGGUGGUCAGAUCAUAUGGGCAAAUGAGAAUGGGAGAUCAGAUUUAUCACAGUUUAGGUACCUCAGAAACAGAAAUAGGUAACACUUCUUUCAUCAGAACUAAGGCAAGAAUAGCAAGUCCAAAAAGGCCUAGUAAUCUUCCUGUAAUAUUUGUUAUUAGAUAUAAUGCUCUUUCACUCAGUCUCUCAACAACUUAUUUCCCCCUCUUUCUUCUCGAAGGAGCAUACUAUUUCCUUUUCAUGUAGUACAAGCACGUGGAUUUGUCUCUUGGAAGCUGUCAUUUUGCUUGCUUUCAUAAAACCAACUAGGCUGCAUGGGAUUUAUUUCAGUCAAUUUUUACAUUGUUUUCCCUCCACAGUUCUCAGUAGAACUAUAAUGUUGGUUAAAACUCCUGUAUUAACUCUUGCAAAGCACUUGUUUCUCAAUACAGAAGAGAAUCACAUUAACAUCUUCUAAUAGUAUGUUUUACUAGACAAAUGCUUUCAAAAUAUGUGGCUCUCUAUAAAUGUUUUCUUACUUGAUAAGAAGUGUUGUCCCUGAAAGGAAAUAUGUUAGCCCUCAGAUUUACAGAGUAAGCAUUUCAACUUGUGGUGGAAGUUUAUAUAGCACAAUAAAUCAUGUGCUUUUCUUUUACCAUAUCUUGCAAGCACAGUUGGACAAGAGAUGAUCAGAUUUUUCCCUCUCCACAAGUAAAAUUCUUGCAAGGCUGCUGGACAGCUAAAAAUGUAGUUGCUUUACUAGUUAUGUGUCAAAGUUACAGAGCCUCCGUGCUGGCAGAGUCUGAUUUAAGUGGUUGUGGUCAGUCUGAGGAACCUGUGAUGUGAUAAGAUAGCGUUUGUGAGGUCAUGUGGUUUGCAAACACCCAAUCUAACGUAGCAGCUUUGUCUACACAGGAUAGUUAAAUAUACACUCUAUGCUUUAGAAAAGGGAAUUGCUUUAGUUCUUAGGCUCAACUUGUCCUUCAGAGUCAGAUGUUAAGCUGGCUUGAUAAUGCCCAGAUUGUUACAGAAGUGGAGGACUGAUCAGAUUGAGAGUCUUAUUAUCCAGUAACUUUCUCCAAUUUAGUCCUGACUUGAAUAAAGCAACUAGCUUUAGAAACUGUCUGGCUAAACUAAGCAAUCAACAGUCAGAAGGAAGGCACAAUGGAAUCUCUGUAUUUUAUGAACUCGUUUAAUUCAAUUAACUUUGGGUGGUCAUAGUGUAAUUAACACAGUCAUGUUACACUUGCCCAAAAUGAUACGAUUGAUUCCUUAGUGAUGGUACUUCAUUCCAUGAAUCUUUGGACACAAACUCCAUCUUCAUCUUUGCAUGAGGUAAGGUUGAUUCCUCUCCCUUCCCCCCAGUAACAACACCAUCAACAAAAUAUUUUCCAUCCCUUGUGAGGGUGAAGGAAACCUCUAAAUGUGAAGAGUGUAACCAGGACACUGAUGUAGUCCGUCCUCAAAUGGAACAUGUCUUUGUUUACUUGGAUGAGGGACACGUGAUUCUUAACUGUUUCACCACCACUAGUGACAGAUUAGAUAAAAUAAAUGAAGAUGGCUGAAGGUUUUCACGUUUUCCCUUUUUUUUUCCCUGUGUCCUACUGCAUCGAAGUUCCAGAUCUGUCUUGCUGAGCAGUAUAGUAUUUCUUGACUGCACCAUUAAAGAUGAACAUAGCUAUAUUGUGUCCUUCUUUAGAGUUUGUCUGGAUUGCUAAAGCAAGUAAACUGAUAAUAGAUAAAGUUAUUUCACUGUCUUGGCAAUAAUGUUCUUGACUGUUGAAACUGUGUGACCUGCCUGCUGUACUGAUUAGAGCUAUGUCAGCGUCUGUUGUGUGUUUCUGCCUGUAAAUUAAGUUUUUGGGGAUUGAAAAGUGGAGGAAUUGAGGAAUUGAGGUUCUACUGGUUUAUCUGAGUGGUUGUUCCUUGCAAAAAUUAGGUGCUGCCUAGGUGAGAAGCACGCUGAAGAGAGGACUGCUAUGUGUUAGCUUGUAAUAGGUCUCCGUAAACUUAUCUGAAUAUAAGUGAGGCAAACAGUGGAAAUGUGGUAGAAACCCCUCCUAAAAUUCUUUUAUCACUUUGAGUGGCAGCCAGCACAAACGAAAGUAGUUUCUGCAGUCAGAGGCAAAAAUGUUACUUAGUCCAUUUAAAACUGCUGAGUUUAACUUGUGCUUUAAAAGGACAGAGUAAAAGUGUGAAAUGAUCAUUUCCUGUAACUGUUGCCCGGAAUGGGUAUAUUUUCAGUCUCUCUAUCAGCCAGUACAUUCUAGUUAAUGCUGGAGGUUUCAGUAACAUUUGUAUUUACAGAUGCAUACUGUAGAGAGGCGCACUGAGACUUAGGUAUUUCCUUGGAUAUAAUAAUUGCAGUACAUUCAGUAUGAUUAUACUGCUGUUUUAAAUUAUUUUUGUUGUCGUGUCCUCACUGCAAAUAUACACUUCCAUCAGAGCUUCUUGUAGAGUUUCUAGGAACUUUCCAUAAAUAACUAGUAGGUAGGUGGAAGGAAAAUUCCUAGACCUGUAGCUUGGAACUUUCUUUGGAAUUGCAUACAAUCUCACUACAACAAACCUGUCAGUCUUACAAAAAUUCCGUCAAGAAAUAAAACCUGACUUAUAAUUGCCAAAUACUAACUUUUUUGAAAAUAGUGUAAGAGUUGGGUAUUCCUUAGCACUGUUGCUAUUUCAAUUGCAUAUUUGAUACCUAACUUCAAAGUUUAACUUGAUUACACAGCACUAGAUCAAAACCAGAUUCUUUAACCAUAUAGUGCAGUGAUCAAAACGUCAUGACCUCCCAUUGAUCGCUUUAUUGGUUUCCUGUUCUGAUUCACUUGAAACCUUCUGAUCUGAACACUUGGUGGUGGUUUUAAUCUUUGUCACGUUUACAAUACAGCAGACUAUGGUAAAACUGAUACACAACACACAUUUAACAUCAUAUUUCCUUUUGGCUCAAGUGCUCUCCAAAUAAUAAUGUUGAAAAAACACUUUUUAUAAAAACUUAAGUCAGGAAAUAUAAGAGUACAUUCAGAGCAAUAGGAAAUAAAUAGCUGGACAGCUGGAGCUGAGAUAAAUAUUUCAGAUAUUUGAGAUAAAUAUUUCAGGUUGUAUACCAGUGUGUUAUAUACUAGUGUGUUACUCUUGAUCAUCCUUUUAAAAGUACGAGUUUCAAAAACUAAGGUAAUACUUUCAUUAAACAGGAGACUACUAAUUAAUCACAUACUUAAUCUUGGAUUCCAGAGAGUUAAAGAUGAGUUGGGCAGAUUCAUCUAAUGUUGUAGUACCUCAUGACUGUUGCUUUUAAGCCUACUAUAGAUGGGGGAAAAAAGUCAGGCCAGUUUUUAACUGGUGUUUUUAAUUUUCAGCAAUAGCAGCCAUAUUUGCACAGCCAGAAUAAGCGGCCUAGGCCUGUUCAGGUAUUUAUCGUUGUCAUUCACUGGUGUUCUGGCUCAGACCCACAGUAGGAUUAUCUAGCCUGGAGUUUACUACUUGCUCUAAUUUCUGAUUAGCUUUUGUUACCAGUUUCAAGGUGUUUUGCUGCAAUUGCUCUAAGAAGUGGGUAGAUAAUACUGCAACAAUAUUAGAUUGGAUUUAAUUUACAAACUCCAAGACCAGUUGUACUAUUUUGAGAUAGUGCAGAUCAAGAAGUUCAAAGAGAACCUGCAGACAACUGGAUAUGGACACUUGCAGUCUUCCUACCAUGAAAUGUGCUGCAAAUCAGCACCUUUGAACCCUUCUGCUAUACUGAAAUUAAUCAAAAACUAACUUUCCCAAUCUGCUUCUUUCUGCUUGUCCUAAAAACUCUAGCAAAUCAAAAUUAACUUUUCUCCAAGAUUCAUUUUAUUACACCUCAAGAUAAGAAGCCAAAUAUUCCACCAAGUCCUCUAAAACUUUUUGUCAACAGAUUUUUAUCUUGGUAUGACCAUUAUAAAAUUUUUGGGGGGGCCAGAUGAGAUAAUGCUGGAAGGAAACAAAUACAGCUCUGAACACAUCUCUACAAAGCAGAGUUAAUUUUCUUUAGGACACUAUUUUAUAUUCUUUAUAAAUAAUACUUUAUAGAAACCACUAAACUUGUGCUAUUCUAGAAUCACUAACUCAUAUCACUUGUUUGUUGAUUGUGCAGGUUUCCUGUUUUUGUCAUGCUACACUCAGUCCCAAAUAAAUGGCCAAAUGUGCUAAGAUGGUCCCAGACAGUCUUGAGUAUGUUAGAAUGCAGCUUGGCUCUUCCUGUAGGGAUCUUACAGGGUCUGCCUAAUAACCUGAUUUCAAAGGUCAUUGCUGGACUCCCUAAUAAUCAACAUUUUGUUCAUCUCACUGAAAGCUGGGUGAAAAUUUUUAGACAAAGAAAUGAAUUAAUGUAUAUAUCAAAGACUUUAAAAGUGUCUUUAAAAAAAGCUUUUAUGAGAAAUGAAAUGUUUAAUGGUGAUUCAUUAACGCUAAGAAAAGGAAGCAGUUUUGCAAACAAAUUUUUGAAAUACUCUCACUGCAUGUUCUUUGUAAACAUGAUCAAGACAUUUCCUGCUUUCUUAAGUCACAGCACCUAAUGCACUGGAUUUUUUUUUAAGCAAUUUCAGUUUGCUUUAUUUUCCUUAACUAGUUUAAUUUCUUUAUUUAGUCCCUGAUGAGAAACUUGAGUACUGCCUUACCAAUAUCACCUUUGGGGGUGGGGGAAAGGCAAAAGCAAAGGCAAACUAUAGAUCUAUGUAGUGGUGGCUCUAGUCUGCUAGACUCGAAAUUUAUGUCAAACCAUCACCCUAAACACUUCAGGCUAACUUUAAUAUUUUUAGUUUAGGUGAACUCCAUGGGGAAAAGUAUUUUUGUUAGUGGCGUUAUAAAACUUCCCUGAAAUAGUCUUCCAGAGUUUUUAAAUGCCUUUUUAAAUGUAUUCACUUCCCUCCUGAUGUCCAUGGUUCUUCAACACCCAUUAGAGUGUACUGAACAGCUUGAUUUCAGAAAAAUUUAGCUAAUUUGCUGGGAUUUUUUUGCUUUUGGCACAAAAUUAAAUCUUAGGGAACGGAGCAGUAAAGAGAACUGUAUACUAACACUUCCUAUUUGAGAAUGUCAUUGUCUAUUGUAUCAAUUUCAAAAUUAGUUAGAUUUUACGAUGAAGCAGAAUGUCUUUAGGGAAUCUGAGAAGACUCAAAGUUGUUCUGAAGAGUUUAGAUAUUUUAAAUUGAAAAGAAAAUAAAAAGAUGUGUGAAAGCAAUAAACGAAGAUGUGACCUAUUUCCUGAAUUUCUCUACUAAGAAUAUCCGACUAUUGCAGAUCUUGCAUGUCUGCCUCACAGCAAAACAAAGACACGAUUCAUUGUGAUUUCUCUUUCCUUUGCCUCCCUUUUUUUAACAUAUUGUCUGGAUAUAUUUUGAGGUCUAAAAAAUGUAUUUUGAGGUCUACAUUUCAUCUUUUAAAUCGGUAGGGGUAGAUAGGCAUUGGAGAAUCCAGAAUGGCUUUGUUGAGAGACUGGGGGGAGGGCCCAUCUCUGUAGCUUUUCCAGGAUUUCAAAGAGGAGAAGCCCCUCCCAGCUGUCACCUUUCAGUGAGUCCAGGGUUGUUAGAGUCUCUUCCUCUGGAGGGACAACAGCGAUUGGGUAGUGGGAGCAAAUCGAGUAAAUGGGAGUUCCUGGAUUCAGCAUCUGUUUGGUCAGGUUUGUUUGGGCUUCUUGAAUCAUCAGUAAUUUCCAAGAAUGACCCUUGUCUGGCACUGAUCAUGGCUGUUACUUAGAAACUGUUAAUCCUAAUUAUGGCUGCAUUUAUAGCUAUGGUUUUAGAAAAAAGCCCUUAAUGCUAACUGAAGUGAAACAGGAAAUUCACUGACGCUGAAAUAAAAGCCACAACUUCGAGCUUUGUCCUAAUACAGUUACAAAGAUAACACAUUGCUAAUUUAACAUAUAUUUUUAAAAUUUGUUAGAGAAUGUGUCACUAUUUCUAAGCAAAGAAUAUCGUACUAUAUACAAUAUGUGUUGUUGAUUUUUACAAAUAAUCUUAUUUUACAUGUAAUCUGAAGGUAUACGAGUUGUCAGGAAAAGACAUAGGAUAGUCUUUUGCAUAUGAUCCAUAUGUUUGGGUAAAAACUGCCUCAUGCUUGAGGAAAAUGAAGAAUGUCUUCUAAAGCUGGUUUGGUUUUGCUUUAAACUUUUUCUUUCUUGCAGGAUUAAUUGAACCAUACCUAAUAUUUUUUUAAAUCUCAGACUGUCAAAAAAUGGCUUUCAUUAAAAUGCUCUGAUACAAUUCUGUCACAAUGCAUGUCUAGCAGUCCUUUUCACAUAAGGAAGCUGAUUCUGUUGAGAAAGUUUAGAAAUCCUAUUUCCAUUGUAGCUGUACAGCCAUUAAACUUGUUAAGAAUUGCUUUAGAUGAUGGAUUGCUAUUAUUAGUUUCUGCAACCAUUCGUUUAGCUCACCUUGUCUCCGUUUGUGCAGUGUUCGUGUUGUGAUGGUUUCAGUAUGAAUGUGACUCAACCAUGUAUUUAAAAAUGGGCUUCAGAGAGUUUAAGAUAUCUAAGGAGCUGCUUGUGUUCAUGGAAGUGAAAAAGUAGCAUGAAAAGGCCUGCAACCUUGACAUUGUUCAUUUCCUUUGUGUGCAUGUGCAGAAAUGCUUCUGCAUUGUACCUGCUGGAUGUAACAGUUGUCUGGACUGAUAUUUAUCUCCCAAAUGACAACAUAUUUUCCAUUAAUUCAGUUGAAGGUGCUCCAAGUACUUAAUUUCCUGAGAUAAGCAUUUUUCCAAAAGAAGUUACUGGGAGUGAUUUUAAAGUAGUGAUAGUGUACUACUGUAUGCCUUAAACUGAAGUAAUCUCAUUACAAGUGGGAUAGUCAGCACUAAGUAGCAGUCAACUGUUAUAUAUGAUAAGGGAUCCCAUUAGAUGCUGUGGACAGUCUCAGGACAUUUUAAGAACUCCAAUUAAAUUGCUUUUAUUCAUGUUAAAUGUAAUUAUAAUUUAAUAGAUCAUAACUGAUUUUUUUUUUGGCUUCUAAUUAGGUUUUGACUUCUAAAUCUCUACUUUCAUCUUGCCAAAUUGACAAUGCUUUUUAUGCAUUAUAGGACAGGUAUUUGAAAAUGCUUAUGACUUGUUUCUUCAGCUAGAACAUACUUUCAGCAACAUUCUAAUUUUGACACAGGUUUGGUUUUUAAGUAUGAAAUCGUAUGAAGAGUUCCUGUUACUAAGGUAGAGAAAAAUAAUGAGGGAACUCUGAUUUUUAGAUUCCUCUUGUUAUAAGUAAAAGCACUGAGAAUUCAGUAUCUUUAUUCUUUAAAUAAAAAUGUAACAUCUUGCCUUCUACCAAAACCAAUUUUAUUCACUUGAGGCAGUGGUCAUAUUUUUAUCGUAUUUUGAUCUCACCUGUGUAUUGUAUAUUAAAUAUUUAUUGGCAAGUUUUGUUAAAACUUGUCUUUACUAUUUCAGAAUUGAGUAAAUUUCAAGAAUUAGUAACUGAAGCCUUUUAAAGAGAGCAGACAGUAGCAUUUUAGUUUGAGUUUUCACCACUGAACUCCUAGCUUUAAAAAAUCCUACAGGUUACAACAUAAAAAUGCCUCCCAGAGCUUAAGCAGAACUCUUUUCACAAAGUGCCACUUGAAAAUAUGACAUAUGUUCUCUAGUUAAAAAAAACCAAAGGGUCUUGCAACUGAAUAGCACGCUUCAAACUAUGAUCCUAUGAUUUAAUAUAGAAGACCUUUUGAAUUGUUUUAAAACUUCUAAAUUUCUCUUUACUGUUUCUCCUUCAUGCCUGGCUC
Molecule: messenger RNA, 12928 nt
Organism: Pseudopipra pipra
Lineage: Eukaryota; Metazoa; Chordata; Aves; Passeriformes; Pipridae
Gene: EVI5
Product: ecotropic viral integration site 5
Exons: 21
Coding region: 63-2600 (845 amino acids)
Source: RefSeq, a predicted model, not a curated record